UAGGUAGCUGGGCUGCCACCAUUACACCUCUGAGUCCACUCGACUCCACAGUCUACGCGCGCAUCAGUCCGUCGCCAGACACGGUGCAGGGAAGACACGUUUCCAUUUGCUAUUCAGUGACUUAAGCAUCAUGGACGACGAGAAGAAAUGCAGAGAGGAUGACAGAAAAUUGGAGAUUGCUGAAGGCAACAAGAGCAUCUCUGACGCAAAACAGGAUGCGAACUCUGCUGUUAAUCAACCAGACAAACCAAGUAACGCAGGGACUAGUGGUGCAUUAGCAGACAUGACUGACAACCUGACAGACAAGAAAGAUAAAGGGGGUAUUGUUAACUUAAAUGAUCCUACAGGAAAAGAGGCUGUUGGGUUACCUGACCAGAAGGGUAUAGACCAGAGAGGUAACAAAUUAAGUGUUACUCCUCAGAAAACAGAAGCUGGAAUAACUGAUAAAAGAGGCGAUGGCACUGGCAGCAAGUCAAAAGACGACACUGUUAGUAAUGCUAAGUUACCAGUCAAAACAGAGGACAAAACUAAGUUACCAGACAAAACAGAGGACAAAACUAAGUUACCAGACAAAACAGAGGACAAAACUAAGUUACCAGACAAAACAGAGGACAAAACUAAGUUACCAGACAAAACAGAGGACAAAACUAAGUUACCAGACAAAACAGAGGACAAAACUAAGUUACCAGACAAAACAGAGGACAAAACUAAGUUACCAGACAAAACAGAGGACAAAACUAAGUUACCAGACAAAACAGAGGACAAAACUAAGUUACCAGACAAAACAGAGGACAAACCUAAGUUACCAGACAAAACUAAGUUACCAGACGAAACAGAGGACAGACCUAAGUUACCCGACAAAGCAGAGGACAAAGUUAAAUUAUCAGGUAAAGUAGAUACAAAGAAGCCAGUAGAUAAAGAAGACGAGGCAGAUAGCGAUGUCAAGAAAACAAACAAAACUGACAAAAUAAAUGAUGUUAAAUCGUCAGCUAAGACAGACAAAACAGUAAAUACAACUGACAAAAAUAGUACUAUUAUAAGUGACAGCAAAAUUAUGCAAGACACUCACAUGGAGCAGUCAGGGGAGGAAGAAACUACAGAAGAUGUGAAACAAAGACUGAUAAACAAGAAGGCGGUGGAUGAAGAACAGCCCAACAUGGGUGACGCGGGAGAGGAAACCAUUCCCCUCAAGACCAAGGAAGCUGAGGACUGUCACCAGGAGGAGAAAAAAGAUGUGAUCCCGUCUCGGUGGGUGAUGGCGGUGAUGGGGUGUAUCGGGUUCAUGAUCGUCUACGGCCUCAAGGUGAACCUGAGUGUGGCCAUCAUUGCAAUGGUGAACCAUACAGCGGUAGCGAAUAUGGGGGAGCACCAUGACGACGGCCACGGGGAGGACGACCACCACGACCUGACCUUACUCACCAACUCCUCCGGUGACAGUCCCAACAACACCCUCAACGCCUGCGGUGUGGAGGAGAAGAAAGAAAACCUCAAUGACGGACCCUUCGCUUGGGAUGAGAAUGUUCAAGGACUUAUCCUGGCUUCUUACUUCUACGGCUACAUCAUCACUCAGGUGCCUGGAGGUUGGGUGGCAGAGAAAUUCAGCGCCAAGCAUGUGUUUGGCAUAGGAGCACUGGUUAAUGCCAUAUGUGCCCUCCUGUCACCCGUUGCUGCCAACACUUCUUAUGCCGCGCUUAUUGUCAUAAGGAUCAUCAUGGGCAUUGCUGGAGGUGUGACACUGCCAGGUAUGCAUGUACUGGUUGCUGCCUGGGCCCCACCUCAAGAAAGGAGUAAGAUUGCUGCUACAGUAUAUGCUGGCAUGACCCUGGGAACAUUAGUAUGUAUGCCCUUCUCAGGACUUCUCGCAUCUAAAGUGGGGUGGAGUUCUAUAUUCUAUGUGCAGGGAGGACUUUCUCUCCUCUGGUAUAUUCUCUGGUUGUUUUUGGUGUACGACUCUCCAGCUCAACACCCAAGAAUCACCAAAUCAGAGCGCAAGUUUAUCGAGGAAUCCCUUGGCACUGUCGUAAAAUCAGAGAAACCAUCAGUACCAUGGAAGAGUGUGUGGACAUCAAUGCCGGUGUGGGCCAUCAUCGUUGCUCACACCUGCAAUAACUGGGGCUGGUACAUGUUACUUGUCAAGCUCCCGACCUACAUGCGCUACAUCCUUAAAUUUGACAUUGAGGCUAAUGCUGGACUAUCUGCAGUUCCCUUCCUGUGCAUGUGGAUCUUCACCAUGAUCUUAGCCAACGUUCUUGAUGCCUUACGACUUCGCAAUAUGAUUACUACUACAUUUGCCAGGAAGCUGUCCACUUUCAUUGCCUCAAUCCCACCUGCAAUUUGCCUGAUUUGUGUGACGUUCGUGGGAUGUAACACAGACCUGGCAGUGGCACUACUCACCUUGGGAACCAUGUUUGUUGGAGGGAUGUACUCAGGUUUCCUUUCCAACCACAUUGACAUUGCUCCACCUUUUGCUGGAACACUCAUGGGGAUAAGCAACACAUUUGCUACUUUGCCUGGCAUCAUUGUCCCAUCCUUUGUUGGCUACAUGACUCAUGGCAAUCAAACUGUUGAAGCUUGGCGCACCAUCUUCUACAUCACUCUGGGCAUCUUCCUUUUUGAAGCUAUAUUCUACUGCAUCUUUGGAUCAGGUGAGCAGCAAGAAUGGGCAAAGAAGAAGCCCAGUGCUCAAGAUGGGGAGCAGCAGAAACUGAAUGAUGUUGCCUAAAUUGUGAAAGUACAGUACUGUGACAAGUAUAAAUGACUGCAAUGAAUAAGAACUCCUGAUUUCAUCCAAACAUACUAAGAAGUCUCCUUCAAGAUUUCCCUUAAGAGUGCUGAAAGUCUAAUGAACUAAAUGAAACAAUGUAAUUUUUUAUUAACUGGAUUGUUAAUUCUGAUGCAUCAUAAAGAUAUGAAUAUUUAUCAAUGUUAUAGUCAGUUACAGUAAAUAUGGAAAUGUGAAAUACUGUAGAAUGAUUUGUAAACUGAUCAGGUUGACAAAACUGUUGUCAUUGUUAAAAAAAUAUAAACUAUGGAGCAAUACAAUGCAUUGGGCAUAAUAAUAAGAAUGUUUUGAAAUUCUUGUAUUUUUACAACUCUUGAAAUAAGCCAAGAAUAAAAGCACUAGGUAUUUUAUAAUAUAUGUACAGUACAGUAUUUUGCUUGGAUGAAAAUAAUUCUUCUGUGUACAAAGAAUUUUGUUUUCUGCCAACAAAUAAACUAUAAGCAGGAAUACUGUACAUACUGCUGCUGGGUACACCUUGCCUGUUGUGCUACUUAAACUGAUUAUGUAAAGAUUGAAAUUAAAUUUAAUCAUUGUACAGUACUUCAAAAAGAUGCAAGAGGAAGGGACAUAUAAGAAACACUGAAAAAGGUCUGUGUAGGUGGUAUAGUUGAGAGGAUGGAAAGUAAAUUAAUAUAAAGAAUAUAUAAUUCAGAGGUGGAUGGUAAGAUGGAGAGGGGUUGGGUCAAGGAGUUGGAAAACUUGAUGUGAAUGAAGCAUUACAAGUGAUGAAGAAACAACAGUGUACAUGAAUUAGUGGAAAGCAUAGCAUCAGGGGUUUAAAGAUGGACAUUCUGUUGAUGGAUGAUGCUGACUUUGUGUGAAGUGAAGUAACAGACAUACAGUACAUCAGAGGCCUUGUUGUGUAAAUGAAAUUCCAUAGCAAAACACGUCCUCUACAACCGUAAAAACUUAGUAAACAAGUUUGAUGCCUAAGGCCUUAAAGUAAACACCAUUAUACAUAGUUAGAUGCUAAGGGCCUUUAUAAAAAGAAAACGUAUCUGUUUGCGAUGAUUUAAGCUUUUAACCUUUUCACGAAAAAAAUUUAAAUCUUAUUCUAAACCUUAAUUCAUAAGUUGAAUUAAAUGUUUUGUUUGAUAUACUGUACUAUAGAUGUAUUAGGUCUUCGGAAACAAUUAUAUCCCAGCAAAAAUUAGUCCAUCACUCAUAGCUGAGAACCAUUCACGUCAUCAAGGCUCCCAGGGUCACUUGUUGGCUCACUGGUAGUUAUUGGCCAAGAAUAAAUCAGCAGAUGAUAUCAAUUAUUUAGAUGAUAACGCCUAGAGUGAUGAACAUUAGAAAAUAGGGAACACUCGCUGUGUUAACCAGCGUUUGCCUGGUGUCAUGACACCCCAGGGACUUAUUCCCACUCCACAAACUUUGUAGUGCUUUGUUUGUUCUAUAGUUUUUCUCAUACUGUAAAGGUAUUUUACAAUUUUAUACAGGUAUACUUUUCUGUAAUUUUCUAAAAAUUGCAAGUUUGGCCAUCAUGAAGUACAGUAUAGCACAGACUCGUGAAAGGGUUAGAUAAAGCUAGAUACAGUACAUUGUUUUGUUUAAUUUAAUAUUUAUCUUCAAGGCAUCAAUAAUUAAAAAAUAAUACGUACUGUAAAAGGCAUCUACUGUAUAAGUGAGUGGCUGUAGGGAAUAGGUUAGGUGAGAUCAUCUUGUUGACUGCUGUUGUAAAAAUCCUUCAAAUUAUUUUACUGGAACAACAUUAACUUAACUUCCUAAUUAAGUGUUCUAUGUGACUUAUUUUUGAAAAUUUUACUGAAUGAAAUUAUAGGAUAAAUAAAAUGUUUAGCAACAGUGUUUAGAUAAUACUUAGCAUGAUGAAUGGUUGUCUUGAAGUAUUAUACUUUAAGUUAAGUUUUGUUCAGAAUAUUUGAUACUGGGAUAUACUGUACUGUACUGUACUGUAUGGUGGUGAUCUAAGCAGCGGGUUCACUUGUUGAGUAAAUGCUUAUUACAGAACUGUACAGUAUAAGCACUGGUUAUGAUGGACAAAUAUCUAAUCUCAUAGAAUUUCUUUUCAAAAAGUUAUACUGUACUGUACAGUAUUACUUACCUCUAUUUCUUUCACAUUAUUGGUGCUGCCUACUUUCAUAUUUUUAAUACUCACUUUGUUAUUGUUUUUAUUAGUUCCUUAAUUAAUGUCCAUAUAUGGUACAGUACCAUACUUUGGUAAAACUCUAUAUGUAUACUGUACAGGAUUUGUUUGUAUAAACAUUUUCCUGUUGUGUUAAGAUAAUAUAAUAAUACCUGCUACCGUAAGUGUGAUGGCUAAUAUACUGUACUGUACUGUAGUAUGGUUUAUUUCAUUAUUUAGCUGAGUGUCAGCAUGGAGAUGAAAUUACUGUUCUUCUCUUAUUAUGAAUAAUUAGCCAACUGUUUGUUCUUUUCUUGUCAAAACUUUGGUACAGUACUUCCAUUUGUAAUAUUAAGCAAACUUGAUGUUUUCUGUCUCUAAAUGUUGCUUUAAAUCACUCAAAAUAUGAAGAAGAUGGAAUUGUAGGUAUAAAUGACACUACCGUAUGUACAGUACUGUAUAUGAUACAGAACUGUUUUGUACAGUGGCUGCCUAAUGAUCAAAUUUUCUCCAUGUUAAAUAUUUUAUUUAGUAAAUUGUGAAAUAUUGUACUGUACUAGAAGGACCAGAUUAUGCACACACACACACACACACACACACACACACACACACACACAGUCACAAAUAAUAAACAUACGGUAUUUACACAAUAGAUAUGAAGAAAUAAGAUGUAAGAUUCAUAUAUAUUAUAUAUUAUAUAUUUUUUUAUAAUAGUAAUGAUGAUUUAACUUAGUAUAAAGAAAUUAUUCAAAUAUUCAUAGCAUUCAUUAAAAUUUCUAAGUGCUUAUGUUAUGGCUACACAUGCCUAUGCUGUGUAUUGUAUGUGUAUGAUGAUUGCUUCUUAGAAAGUAUGUCAUUGUAGUAGUGUAUGUAUGCCUUAUAUAUUCUGACAACAUAUACUGUAUACACUUGAUUGGUAUGUGACAUUUACAAGAAUACCGUGUAAGGCAUUUUGUAUAUUCAUACAUUGGUUUUCAUAAAAAAGUCAUGUAAAUUUAUAUUUUAUGAGUUUACAUUGAUUUAUUUUCAUAUUUGUAUAAAUUAUAUAGAGUAUGUACCAGACAUAUAGAAUUAAUAUUAGGAACAUUUUGUAUGGAUAAUACUGUACUGUAUCUGUAUUAGAUUGUUUGGAUACAGUAGAUGAAACAGACACUACUGUAAUCUAUGUUCACUGUUCUUUUUUCAAAGUGAAUCUCGGUUAAGACAAUAUAUUCUAUAAAGUAUUUUCAAUAGUGUGUAUCGAUUGUAUCUCAUUAAAUCUGUAAAUGUA
Messenger RNA from Homarus americanus (American lobster), 6138 nucleotides. RefSeq names its product sialin-like. Gene Ontology annotation, biological process: monoatomic anion transport; transmembrane transport. The coding region runs from base 131 to 2722 and encodes 863 amino acids. The record is from RefSeq and is a predicted model, not a curated record. Lineage: Eukaryota; Metazoa; Arthropoda; Malacostraca; Decapoda; Nephropidae. The transcript is spliced from 15 exons. Gene Ontology annotation, molecular function: transmembrane transporter activity.